ACUUUACUUGCAUCUCUCCUCCCCUCUUCUCUUCCCCCCUCCCUUCACCCGCCGCUCUCUGGCCCUCAAAGGAUUCGCCACCAAGGUCAGUCUUCCCCUCCUCCACCCCGCAUCCAGGGACUCACCUCUUUCCUCCUCCCUGUCUGUCUCCCAUCCAAACAUCACCCAUCCGACCCCCAACUCUGCUUUUGAACCCUCCCCUCUUCCCCUCCGUCCACCACCCCCCACUCCCUACCACCCCAACAGUUACUCAGCUCGACUACGAUAACCAGUCAUGGCCGACUUUGUAAAGCUCUCGAUCUUCGGUACCGUCUUUGAGGUCACCACCCGUUAUGUCGACCUCCAGCCAGUUGGCAUGGGAGCCUUCGGACUUGUGUGUUCUGCCAAGGACCAGCUCUCUGGCACUUCUGUCGCCAUCAAGAAGAUUAUGAAGCCCUUCUCCACCCCCGUGCUCUCCAAGAGGACUUAUCGAGAACUCAAGCUGCUCAAGCACCUGAGACACGAAAACAUCAUCUCUCUUAGCGACAUUUUCAUCUCUCCCCUGGAAGACAUCUACUUUGUCACCGAGCUCCUCGGUACCGACCUCCACCGACUCCUCACCUCCCGACCGCUCGAAAAACAGUUCAUCCAAUACUUUUUGUACCAGAUCCUCCGUGGUCUCAAGUACGUCCACUCUGCCGGUGUCGUCCACCGAGACCUCAAACCCUCCAACAUUCUCGUCAACGAAAACUGCGACUUGAAGAUCUGCGACUUUGGUCUUGCGAGGAUCCAAGACCCGCAGAUGACGGGUUACGUGUCUACCCGAUACUACCGGGCGCCCGAGAUCAUGUUGACUUGGCAAAAGUACGAUGUUGCUGUCGACGUCUGGAGCACUGGAUGUAUCUUUGCAGAGAUGUUGGAGGGCAAGCCGUUAUUCCCCGGAAAGGACCAUGUCAACCAAUUCUCCAUCAUCACUGAAUUGCUCGGUACCCCAUCCGACGAUGUAAUCCAGACCAUCGCUUCCGAGAACACCCUCCGUUUCGUCCAGUCCCUCCCCAAGCGCGAAAAAGUCCCCUUCGCCACCAAAUUCCCCAACGCCGACCCGACCUCGCUCGACCUGCUCGAAAAGAUGCUCGUCUUUGACCCCCGAACGCGUAUAUCCGCCGCCGACGCCCUUGCGCACGAGUACCUGGCGCCGUACCACGACCCCACGGAUGAGCCUGUUGCUGCCGAAGUGUUUGAUUGGAGUUUUAAUGAUGCGGAUUUGCCGGUGGAUACUUGGAAGGUCAUGAUGUACAGCGAGAUCCUUGACUUCCAUAACCUUGGGGAUAUCUCCCAGAACGAGGCUGAAGGGCCCGUCACUGGUGAAGUGCCCGCCGCCGCCGCGAGCUAAGUCAACCUCUAGAUGAACGACGGUGUGGUUCUUUUGUUUCUGUUUUCAACUAUUUCCCUAGGAAAUUUCCGUUUGGUGUUUUACAUACGACGACUACAGGAAAAUCGUCCCCUUUCAUUCUCUUUUUUGAUCACUCGAGAGAACUUUUACCGUUCCUUUUCAUCAGGUCGUUCUUUUUCUCGCCGUUCUGCUUCUCUUUUUCUCUCUACAUAUUCUUACUGUUAGACAAAUGUUUUCAUAUUUACCCCCCAAAUCAAAUUCCAAAGUAGCCUGCCUUCAAUUUACCCCUUUUUCCACAACCUCCCCCGCAACACUGUUUCGAUAUAAAUAAUCGUCUUGUUUAGAAGAAAAAAUCGCAAGGAAAGAGGCAUGGAUCGUCAAAUUAUGCUGGA
Molecule: messenger RNA, 1764 nt
Organism: Cryptococcus amylolentus CBS 6039
Lineage: Eukaryota; Fungi; Basidiomycota; Tremellomycetes; Tremellales; Cryptococcaceae
Product: mitogen-activated protein kinase HOG1
Exons: 7
Coding region: 275-1372 (365 amino acids)
Biological process (GO): stress-activated MAPK cascade; protein phosphorylation; osmosensory signaling pathway
Cellular component (GO): nucleus; cytoplasm
Molecular function (GO): MAP kinase activity; ATP binding
Source: RefSeq, a predicted model, not a curated record